GUUCACCUUUCCCCAACCAGAGGUCGCCUCACCCGUACAUCAUGCGAGGACUCUUUAGACUCGCGGCCUGCCUUCUGGGCUUACUAUCAUCCGUGGUCGCCAAGUCGAGCACGGGGAACUCUGUGCUCGUUGUCGUCGACCCCAAGAACCGGGACCUUUACACGACCUUCUUCAAUGGCCUCGAGAGCCAGGGAUACCAGCUCACCUUCCGCGCGCCGAAGGACGAGGCUCCUCUUAUUAUCCAGGAUGAUUACCCAACGUUUGCGCACGUCGUCUACUUUGCGCCUGACACCAAAACCCCCGCAAAGGACAUCACCCCCCAAACGCUCGUUGAGCUGGCGAAGCAGAACACCAACCUCCUCAUUGCGCUCUCACCCAAGCAGACGCCCAUUUCCACUCUUGCAGCCGAGUUCUCGCUCGUCCUCCCCCCGCCCGGAACACCCCUCAUUUCGCACUUCCCCGAGCGCAAUGGGCCGCGUACAGUUGUGCCCAUCGCGCCGCCGCAAGGGAAUCCGAUCGUGACCGAGGACCUCGCGCCGGUGUGGUUCUCAGGCGUCCCGUUCGCGCUGGGGAACAACCCGCUGCUGGUACCCGUACUGAACGCGCCUGCACACAGCUUCGCUACUGACACGGAGACGGACGCUGGCGCGAGCGCCGUGGUCGAUGCGGCGGGCAAGGGGGGCGAAGGCCUGUGGGCCGGGAGCUCGAUGGGCGUCGUCGCGGGCUUCCAGGUGGUGAACGGGGGCCGCGUGAUGUGGGUUGGCGGUACGGAGAUGUUCACGGAUGAGUUUGCGCAGAAGGAGCUGCCUACGGGUGGCCUGCCUGGCAAUGCGCAGUUCGUGCAGGACAUUGCUCGCUGGACGUUCCAGGAGACGAUGGUCCUGCGCAUCGACGAGACCUCGCACCACCUUGUGAACGCGACGGAGCCUAAGGAAGCGUACACAAUCAACGACAACAUCGUCUUCACCGCCAAAAUCUCGAAGUACAACCCAGAGACGGCUGCCUUCGAGCCGUACCCUGGCAUCAAUGACCUGCAGCUCGAGUUCACGAUGCUCGACCCGCAUAUCCGCACCGCGCUGCCUCCUGUACCGGGCACCCCGGGCGAAUACUCGACAACAUUCCGCGCGCCGGACCGCCAUGGCGUCUUCAAAUUCGUAGUCGACUAUAGGCGGAAGGGCUGGACCCACCUCCAAAGCUCAACGACGGUCCCCGUCGUGCCCCCACGCCACGACGAGUACCCGCGCUUCCUGAGCGCGGCGUGGCCGUACUACACAGGCGCCAUCAGCACCAGCGUCGCGUUCUUCCUGUUCUCCGCGUUCUGGUUAGCGAGCGACACUCGGGACUCGCGGAAGGGCAAGGCGAAGGCGGAGUGAGCACGUCGCAUAUAGCUUAGCAGGCAGACAGACGCCCGGAUGUAUGUAUGGCACGCCCCAAUGCCCAUUGCGUCCCAUAC
Messenger RNA from Schizophyllum commune H4-8, 1453 nucleotides. Its product is annotated as Dolichyl-diphosphooligosaccharide-protein glycosyltransferase 48kDa subunit. The coding region runs from base 42 to 1373 and encodes 443 amino acids. The record is from RefSeq and is a predicted model, not a curated record. The transcript has 4 exons. NCBI's taxonomy places the organism in Eukaryota, Fungi, Basidiomycota, Agaricomycetes, Agaricales, Schizophyllaceae. Gene Ontology annotation, cellular component: endoplasmic reticulum membrane; oligosaccharyltransferase complex.